Phyllostomus discolor (pale spear-nosed bat) is the source of this 4809-nucleotide messenger RNA. It is a transcript of the gene FAM193A, whose product is annotated as family with sequence similarity 193 member A. The transcript is spliced from 21 exons. NCBI's taxonomy places the organism in Eukaryota, Metazoa, Chordata, Mammalia, Chiroptera, Phyllostomidae. The coding region runs from base 268 to 4773 and encodes 1501 amino acids. The record is from RefSeq and is a predicted model, not a curated record.
CGCUCCUUCCCCCUCCCCCGACGUAAACUGGGAUCCCUUUCCCCUUGUGUCCGCCAUAUUGGACUCUAACUCUGGUCAGCGGCGCCGCCGGGCCCGGUGGACUCUCUAUUCCUCCCGCCCCGCGGCCUCCCGACAGCUCCCGCCUGCCCGGCCCUCCCCGCCCGCCCGGAGUCGACUCCGCGCAGCGCCCCCCGCCCUCGGUCGGCCGGAGCGCUCCGCCGCCGCCUCAGGCUCCCCGCCCUCCCCGCCCGCCGCCCGCCGCCCGCCAUGAGCCCGGCCGACGCCAAGCGCGGGGCCAAGCGCCGUAAGAAUAAGCGGGGAGGCGGCGGCGGCUCGGGUGGGGGCCACGGCGGCGCGAGCGGCGGCAAGGCCGUCCCGGCGGCGGCGCUGCGCGGCCCUCAGGCCGCGGGCCUGGCGGCCGCGGGCGGCACAGCGGCAGCGGCCAACGGGCCCCUCGGCACGGGCGCGGGCGGCGCCGCCCCCGGAGGCUACUUCGAGACUCCUUUUAACUUCGGCGUGAAUCACAGAGCCCCCGCCUACCCCGCCGGGGACUACUGCCUGCUGUGCCGGAGCGAGCGGAAAGACUCGUCCUUCCCGGAGAGCGGGGUGAAGCCUGCGAACAAACUGGCCCUUUCCGUGGCGCCCAAGGGCCACAACGUGCUGCACCUGCCGCUCUGGGUGUGUCCGGACUGCCGGCGGACCGUGGAGCAGGAGGAGAGGCGCAGCGGCCUGGACCAGCCGGCGGGCCAGGACUUCCUGCUGCACAGCCCUCUGGGCGGGGCCCCGGCGGAGGCAGGCGGCGGGAGGCUGGGUCUGGGUCCCCAGCCGCUGCCCUCGGACACGGCGUGUGCUUGUGAUGCCUGCAGCGAGCGCAGGGAGAUCUCGGCGGAGCCGGACCGCGAGCCGCAGCAGCUGCAGAACUACUGGUCCGAAGUGCGCUACAUGGUCCGCUGCAUCUACCGCCAGGCGGGGACCCCGCUGGCAGACGACCAGGACCCGUCCCUGGUGCCUGACAAGGAGGGGGUGAAGGAGCUGGUGGAUAGGCUCUGCGAGAGGGACCCCUACCAGCUGUAUCAGCGCCUGGAGCAACAGGCCCGAGAGUACGUGCUGGAGAUGAAGGUCCGCCUCCUGCGGCAGCUGUCGGCCGCGGCCCGAGUGCGGGCGCCGUCUGGCCUGCAGGGCCCGCCGCAGGCCCACCAGUUCAUCUCCCUGCUGCUGGAGGAGUACGGCGCCCUCUGCCAGGCGGCCCGCACCAUCAGCACCUUCCUCGGCACGCUGGAAAACGAGCACUUGAAAAAGUUCCAGGUGACGUGGGAACUGCACAACAAGCACCUGUUUGAAAACCUGGUCUUUUCGGAGCCCCUUCUGCAGAGCAACCUGCCAGCGCUGGUGUCUCAGAUCAGGCUGGGCAGCACGACGCACGACACCUGCGGUGAGGACGCCUACAGCAGCUUGCUGCAGCGGUUCCAGCGCUCCGAGGAGGAGCUUCGCGGCGUCGCCGCCGAGUGGCUGGAGUGCCAGAAGCGGAUCGACGCCUACGUCGACGAGCAGGUGCGGAUGACGGUGAAGACCAAGCCGCGCGCGCUGGCGGAAGACUGGGAGGUUUUCAGGCAGCGGCGGUUCCUCGAAGAGCAGUUAACCAGUAAGAAGGCGGUCACAGGCGAGAACAACUUCACGGACGCCGUGAGGCAGGUGCUGUCGUCCCGGCUGAGCGUGCCUGACUGCCCCAGCUGCCACUACCGCAGAAGGUGUGCCUGCGACGACUGCAGCCUCUCCCACAUCCUCACGUGUGGCAUCGUGGACCCCCCCGUCCCCAGCGACGCUCACACCCACCAGCUGCCGCUGCAGGCGGGCUCCGCUCCCGACUGCGUCUCUGAGAUGCGCCCGCCCAGCGUGUCGUCCGCGAGCUCGGGGUCGGGCUCCAGCUCCCCGGUCACCGUGCAGCAGCGCCCCAGACUCGUCCUCGCGGACAGCGGCCCCGCACCAGCCUUCUGCAGUGACGACGAAGACGUGGCCCCGCUGUCGGCCAAGUUCGCGGACAUUUACCCGCUGAGCAGCUACAGCGACGCCGAGGUGGUGGCCAGCAUGAACGGGCUGCACAGCGAGUUGAACGGCGGCGGGGAGAACAUGGCCCUGAAGGACGAGUCCCCGCAGGUGAGCAGCAGCAGCGGCAGCUCCUCAGAGGCCGACGACGAAGAGCCGGAUGGCGGGAGUAGCGGGGAGCCCCCCGGAGCCCCGCAGGAAGGCACGGCCCUAGGGAACGGGAACCCCAGGACGGAGGACAGCAAAGCGGACAGUCCCCCCCCAUCUUACCCCGCUCAGCAGGCCGAACAAGCCGCCAACACCUGCGAAUGCCACGUCUGCAAGCAGGAAGCUUCCGGACUGCCGCUGUCGGCCAUGACGGCCGGAGCCCUUCCGCCCGGCCACCAGUUCCUGAGCCCGGAGAAGCCCACGCACCCCGCUCUGCACCUGUACCCCCACAUCCACGGGCACGUGCCCUUGCACACCGUCCCCCACCUGCCGCGCCCUCUGAUCCACCCCACCUUGUACGCAGCCCCCCCCUUCACGCACAGCAAGGCUUUACCGCCCGCACCUGUUCAGAAUCACACGAAUAAGCAUCAGGUAUUCAAUGCAUCUCUUCAAGACCAUAUUUACCCGAGCUGCUUUGGGACUGCUCCAGAGUGGAACAGUUCUAAGUUUAUAAGUCUUUGGGGAUCAGAAGUGAUGAAUGAUAAGAACUGGAGUCCUGGCACUUUCUUGCCAGAUACAAUUUCUGGCGGGGACGUGCUCGGGCCGACGCUCUCAGAGACGAGACCGGACGCCCUCCCGCCUCCGGUGAGCAACGGCGCGCCUGCGGCUUUGGACUGUAAGGAGAAAAACAUUGCUGCAAAGAAGAAAUGUUUGUACAAUUUCCAAGAUGCUUUCAUGGAAGCAAACAAAGUGGUGAUGGCCACCUCGUCAGCCACCUCCUCCGUGUCCUGCACGGCCACCACGGUGCAGUCGAGCAACAGCCAGUUCAAAGUGUCGUCCAAGAGGCCCCCGUCCAUAGGCGAGGUCUUCCACGGCAUCGGCAAGGAGGAGCACCGGCACGCCGUGCCCGCCGCCCCGAGGAGCAGCCCCACGGGCCUGGCCCCGCUCCCCACGCUCGCCCCCGCCGCCCUCUCUCCGGCCUCCACGCCUCACCUGGGGAACCUCGCAGCCCCCGCCUUCCCCAAAACUGCGGCCCCGUCCCCGGGGUUUGGGGAUUCGCGCAAGAGCUUCUGUCCUGCGUCAGUGGCGCCCCCGCCCCCCACCACGGAUGGCUCCGUCAGUGCACCUCCAAGUGUCUGCAGCGACCCCGACUGCGAAGGGCACCGCUGCGAGAACGGCGUGUACGACCCGCAGCAGGACGAGGGGGACGAGAGCGCCGACGAGGACAGCUGCUCGGAGCACAGCUCCAGCACGUCCACCUCCACCAACCAGAAGGAGGGCAAGUACUGUGACUGCUGCUACUGUGAAUUCUUCGGGCACGGCGGGCCCCCCGCUGCACCAACAAGUAGAAAUUACGCAGAAAUGAGAGAGAAGCUUCGCUUGCGGCUGACGAAGAGGAAGGAGGAGCAGCCGAAGAAGGCCGGCCAGCUGCCGGAGCGCGAGAGCGUGGUGGACCACCGCCGGGUGGAGGACCUGCUGCGCUUCAUCAACAGCUCCGAGACCAAGCCCGUGAGCAGCUCGCGGGCCGCCAAGCGGGCGCGGCACAAGCAGAGAAAGCUGGAGGAGAAGGCGCGCCUCGAGGCGGAGGCCCGGGCCCGGGAGCACGUGCACGCCCACGCCCACGCCCACGCCCACGAGGAGCCGCGGCCGGAGCCGGAGGAGGACGCGCGGCUGGCGGAGGAGCUCCGGCGGCUGCAGGAGCUGCAGAAGCUCCGUGCCGUGAAGAAGAAGAAGAAGGAGAGGCCGACUAAGGACUGCCCCAAGCUGGACGCGCUGGCGGGGACGCUGCAGGCGGCGGCGGAGCCGGGGCCCGCCCCUGUGCACUUGCACAACGGCUCCCUGGGGCCGGCCGAAGGACCGGAGCCCUCCCCGCCCUCCCCGCCCGGACAUAGCGCCCACCCAGAGCCCGGGCUGGGGACGGACGGCGCCUCGGCGGGCCCCAGGGACUCCACGCUUCUCCUGCCCGAGGGGGUCGGUGGGAAGCAGCAGGAGCCGCUGUCCUUCCUGCUGGACAUCAUGCGUCACCACAAGGCGGGGACCGGCAAACAGAAGCCGAAACAGGCUGGGAAGGCGGGCAGCGAGCCGGGCGGGAGGCCCACAGAGCCCCCCAGGCCCUCCGAGGGCCAGCCCAGACCCCGGCUGCAGACUGAGCCAAAGGCGAAGGCGCUGGACCUCAGCCCCCCGGUGGAGCCAAAGCGAGAGGAGAGGAAAGCCAACAGCAACAACAACAACAAGAAGCAGCUGAACCACGUCAAGGAGGGGAAGGCGAGCCCCAGCCCCACAGAGCCGGCCUGCGCCGGCGAGCACCCGCCCGGCAGCAAGCUGGUGCUGGCCGACUCGCCCCAGCCCAGGGGCAAGAGCAAGAAGGGCCGGAAGAAGAAGGGGGACAGAGCCGGCAGCUCUCUCGACGACGUGUUUCUGCCCAAGGACAUCGACCUGGACAGUGUGGACAUGGAUGAGACGGAGCGGGAAGUAGAGCACUUCAAAAGAUUCUGUUUGGAUUCCGCCAGGCAGACCCGACAGAGACUGUCCAUCAACUGGUCCAACUUCAGUUUGAAAAAGGCCACCUUCGCCGCCCACUGAAGGAGGCCCGCCCGGGGAGGGGCGCACGGGCGCCCG